AUGGGUGCCAGGACACAAUCUACAGCAACAGAAAAGCUAGUUGUCUCCAAAGCAGUAGACAUUUAUGGUGUUUCGGAUGAAGCUUCGGUAACAAAAUAUAUUGCAACAAUGUAUGGAUACAUUCACCCAAAGAGAUGGAAAGAGAUUUAUCAGGAGGUGCUUGAGACAUAUAAGAAGAAUGGUUAUUCAUCUCCCGUUGAUUUCUGUAAGGAUCUAAGGUUUGACAUUGCAAGAAAGCUGUACAUGGAAAAAAUGGCACUGAGGAACAAGCUUCUAGAGGGAGAGGAUGUAGAAUAUUCAGGCCAAUACAUAUCCUAUGACUGGAAUAUUGGGAGUAUUAAAAAGAUAGAUGAUAUUGCUAGGGCAACCGAAGAUGCCCUGGAUAAUAGGCAGCUCUAUCCCUCUACUGACCCACGAAUCAUAAGACAGCACAUAGAAGCCAUGAGUAAGUGGCGCGACAGAGCUCAAGGGAACCUAGAUGGAGCCAGCAGGAUGUCGGAAUCCAAGAAAAGGCACCAUAUAGUUGUAGACAAGGAAAAAAGAAGGUCCUACCACAGAAUGAGCGAUGAGGAAAGGGAGCUCGAUGACUUUCUAGACAGAAUGGAGGAGGAGCACUAUAUCAUGGGGCAGGAAGGCAUCAACCCAAAUAGACUAAGAGGGAAGUAUCCACCUCUAAAGACCUCUUUGAUGGGUAGCAGAUUCUCGGGGUACAGGGACGUGGAUGGGCCAAGUGCUUCCUUGGAGAACCAAUACAGAGUAAUUGUCAAUAGAAUUGCAGGAGGCGUGAUGCAUGAAAGUAAUGGUGAGGCAUGGAGAAAGGACCUCAGAGUCAUUGUCCAGUACCAUAUGAAAAGAAUAGGGAUGGUUAAUGAGCUCGAAAAGGUAAAUGUGUUGAUAGACAGUAGUAGUAUGGCACAUAUACUGAUGAACAUCUUGAUGCUUCUCCAGGGAAUGAUCGAUAGGCCGAGGAACAGAGAUCUGGUACCAGAUUAUAUGUCCUUUAAAAAAGAUCUUCUCAUGUUUGGUAACCACUAUAGGAAAUGA
Molecule: messenger RNA, 1044 nt
Organism: Encephalitozoon romaleae SJ-2008
Lineage: Eukaryota; Fungi; Microsporidia; Unikaryonidae
Exons: 1
Coding region: 1-1044 (347 amino acids)
Source: RefSeq, a predicted model, not a curated record